Molecule: messenger RNA, 2029 nt
Organism: Lolium rigidum
Lineage: Eukaryota; Viridiplantae; Streptophyta; Magnoliopsida; Poales; Poaceae
Product: protein WHAT'S THIS FACTOR 1 homolog, chloroplastic-like
Exons: 3
Coding region: 1-1170 (389 amino acids)
Molecular function (GO): RNA binding
Source: RefSeq, a predicted model, not a curated record
AUGGCGCGGUGGUCGUCUCCCAAGGACCCGCCGCUGGAGGCGGCCCUCCGCCGCAACCGGCGCUGGAUCGUGAACAACCAGAUCAAGCGCCUCCUCCUCCGCUUCCCGUCCCGCUCCGCCCCAGUCCGCCUCCUCCAGUCCCGCUUCAAGACGCUCGACCUCCUCGGCCGCGCCGCCAACUGGCUCCGCAAGUACCCAUCCUGCUUCGACAUCUUCACCGGCGACGGCCCCUCAGGGAGCGGCGGGGAGCUCUGCUUCGGCUUCACCAAGCGGAUGGCCGAGCUCGUCGACGCCGAGGAGGCCGCCGUCGCCGCGUCCGAGCCAGCCAUGGCCGACCGGCUCGCGCGGGUGCUCAUGCUCGCCCGUGGACGCCGCCUCCAGGUCUCCAAGCUCGCCGCGCUGCGCGGCCCGCUCGGCCUCCCCGACGACUACCUCCUCCGCGUCCUGCCGGCCCACACCGACCUCUUCCGCCUCGCCAACCCGUACCCUCACCGCCGCAACGCCGCCGAGCUGGAGCUGCUCCGGUGGGUUCCCUCCCUCGCCGUCUCCGCCGUCGAGGCCGCCGCCUCCGCGACGAACUCCCUCCCGAGGUUCACCUGCUCGUUGCCGUCCUCUUGGGUCAAGUCCCACGAAAAGAUGGAGGAUUUCAACUCCACGCCUUACAUUUCGCCCUACUCGGAGGACUGGGCGGUGCCCAGCACGGACGCGGAGGCCGAGAAGCGCGCCGUCGCGGUGGUUCAUGAGUUCCUUUCGCUCACCAUGUGGAGAAAGAUUUCGGUUAUGAAGCUUGAGCACUUCAGGUGGGAGUUCGGGCUGCCGGAGGACAUUGGUAGGCUGCUGCUCCGGCAUCCAUGCCUCUUCUAUGUGUCGAAUCGAUACAAACUCCACACGGUGGUGCUUCGUGAGGGUUACGACGUGUCCGAGCUGAGGGUGAAGGAUCCAGUGGUGGCGGCAAAGGAUAGGCUCGGGGAGCUCAUGCAGGAGGGGCUGCACGAGUAUAACCAGCGGCGGCUUGCUGCAAAUUUGGAGAACAAGAGGAGGAGAGGCGAUGUUGAUGUAAAGAAGGAGGAAGAGGAGCCGGAGGAUGAGGCAGCACAAUUGGUUAGUGCAGAGAAGAGGGAGGAGAGGAGGAGGUUUUACAAGGUGCUGUUUGGUGAUGACAACCGGUGAUCGAUUUAUGUAAGCAUGGGGCUCCUUAUAUCUCCAUUGCUGUAAUGUUUGUCCACUCUCACUAUGGAUUGAAGCAGCUACCCAUGGAUGCAGUGAGAGUGGCAUUGCUGAAGGCAUGAGUCUGCAGGUGAAAAUAAUUCGGGUUGGUGUUGUUUCUGGUCCUAGAGGAUCUAAUUCCUGACCUGCUACUGUUUCUUCUAAGAAAGUCUGAACGUGUGUUGAACAGCUGCAAGAAUGCCACCAGCUGGUUAGUUUGUUCUUUGGGUGGAUUGCAACAAUUGUAGCAAUCUCUCAUAUGGAUAAUUCCGUGUGAACAGUUGAUGGGAUUUGGCAAGGAGAACGAUUUCUGUGAAGGAAGGCAACAUAUUGAUGACAUGAAUUAGUGAUGUCUGUGAUAAAGAUGGGAAGAUUUAUAUGAUAACUUGACUUGGGAGUGAAUCAACAACAAUGCAGACUGGUGCUGUAUCAUCGCAUAGAAGAAACUCAUAAGCAGCAAAUGCUCCUUAUGAAAGGCACUGAUAUUGUUUGAUCUUUGAGCACAGUAAGAGUUGUACACUUCUUCUGGAUAGUGUUUUGUGCAACAAUAUCUUCAGCCCAGGAAACGGAACCUCGAUGCGCAUGAUUUAACAUUUGAGGUUUGGCUUUGAAUCAGUCCUUUGAAGGACACCGCGUGCAAUUGGCAUGUUCUACUUUGUGUCAUCCUCCCUGAAAAUCCCAUGCUCAAUCAACAUCUGGCAGCGUUUUGGCGCUUCCAGUUUUGGUGGACAUGGGUAUCAUGCCUGCUGAUGAACUUGGUAAACAUGUCCUUUUUGUAAGUAAACAAAACAUCGCUUCAUAUGGAGAUUGAGGUGCGUGCCGG